Molecule: messenger RNA, 2636 nt
Organism: Penaeus indicus
Lineage: Eukaryota; Metazoa; Arthropoda; Malacostraca; Decapoda; Penaeidae
Exons: 4
Coding region: 274-2316 (680 amino acids)
Source: RefSeq, a predicted model, not a curated record
GACCGCGAAGUGAAGCAGAAUUCCCUUAGUGCAAUAAGUGAUUAGAUUAAACUCUUGCCUGACCGGUCGCGGUGCAUUCAUGGACUUUUAAGAUACGGAUUUGCGGAUCAGACUUAGUGUUGACCGGGUCGCCCCCCCCCCCCAUCCCCGGAAGCAGUCUCCUUGAGAUUCACAGGAAAAGAACAGGAGCGAGAGCCUCCUCGCCGCAGUGCCCCGCAAGGGCCCGGCGCCACUGCAGCCUCGGACGCCCGCGAUGGUGGUGAAGUAAGCGUGAUGCCGACGCCGCCAGCACGACGCCGCGUGCACCCGGCGGUGGCUGUCCGUCGGGCGCAGAGCGAGCGCCGAUACCUCAGCCCCUGGCAGGCGGGGGCGGCUCCCCCCCUGUUGCACGUGCCCCCCGGCAGCGGGUGGGCGCGCUUUGAGCACCACCAUGCCACCCGCACCGCCUACAUCCCGCCCCUGCACCCACGCCUCUGCCACUCACAGGGCGUGGGCCGCCCCAAGGUGGUGAUGGGCGUGCGCGAGGUGUGGACGGGCACCGUCAGCUACCACCCAUGUGCCUCAAUGUCGCGGGCGCAGCUGCCGCCCCUCGCCCUCGGGUCGCCGCCCGCCGUGGCCGCCCCGCACACCCUCCUGCCGCCGCCCAUCACGCUCGAGGACAGGUUGGCGCAGGACAGGCUCACGGCCUUCCUCGCCGCCGAGUCGCUGCCGCAUCGCCCGCGCUCCAUCCUCUCGUGCCCAGAGUCUCCGCUCUACGAGUCGCUGGUGUCGUGCAUGUCCGACCUCGACGACGACAGUGUGGCCUUCCCUGACACGGAGGCCGAGCACGAGUAUCAGCAGAUCCCGGCGCUGGACCCGCUUGCCGACAAGGCCGCUCGGGCACCUCGGGACUCUCCGAGAAGCGACAAGAGCGGCGCCCCCAGCAAAAGACGAGACGCGUCCGGGUCCUCGAGCGACGGCCAGAAGGAGACGCAGCACAUCGCGGCGUCCAAGCUCAACACGCUGGACGUGAAGCCGGACAAAAGCGCGAGUAAGGAAGGCAGCCGGAGCGAAGAGAGCCAGGUGUGCCACUGCCAGAGGAAGGCGCCGGAGCGAAGGCCCAGCUCAGCCAAGCUCUCGCCCGCCUCCAGGACGUCCGGCAGCGGCUCUUCCCAGUCCCUGUCUUCGCAGGACAACCACAAGAGUGCCAUUUACAUCUCCAACACCACGAUCUGCCGCGACGACGGUGUGCAGGAAUCGUCUGACUCGGAUGACACUUACCAGGAUAUCAGCGACGCCCCGACCGUCAUCCACGUCAUUAGUCACAAGGAAUCCAAAGACAGCGCAAAGAAACCUGAGGGCUCGAACGUGUCUAAAGAGAGGUCGAGCGCGAGCUUCUCCCCGGCGGAUGGUCGCCGCCUCACACCGCGUUCCAACCACACCGCCAGCUCAGGCUCAACCUGCCUGAAGACGAGGGCGAACAGCGCAGAGAACCUGCCACACAGCAAAGCCCAAGGGCCAUGUUACCCGCCGCUCACCAUCGAGCUCUCGGAGAGGAAGGAGGACCCUACUUGGGGGCCAGACCCCGGAAAGGCGCGAGGAGGGAAAUCCAGCAACACUUCCCUCUCCUCGACACCGCACAUCAUAACGACCCUCGACCCGCCCCUGAAACCGGCGACGAAGGCGCAGACGGAGUACGAUUCCAUGAGCGAAAUACCCCCUCUGGUGGUCAACUUCGACGCUGAAGACUCCGACAGCAACAGCGAAACGUUCAUCGAGAUGGGGGCGUCGACUGUAGGCGGGAGCACCUCCAUCUACCUGACGGAGGACGAGACGAGUUCCCUUUAUUCUUCCGUGCCGGAUCUAUACUCCGUUGUGACCACAGACCCCGACUCCUUCGUGUAUGUGUACAGGCCGCCCCCGCGUCGUCAGAGCCUCCUGCAGAAACGUCUUCAAGAUUCAGCAUUGGAUUAUAGGAUUCCUGGAUAUAUCAUAGCAAGGGGCAGCGGUGGGAGCAGCGGCGGCAGCUGCACGUCGGAGGGCUCUUGGAGCGACACCAUCUCCUUCGUGGAGCCCACCUACCGACCCACCAACCUCUCGGUGGGCUCCCGCGGCCACCUCAAGAUCGACUACUCGUGCUCCUGGACCCGCUUGGACGACUUCGUGCGCACGGCGAGCCCGAGAGGCGCGUCACAGGAAGUGCCCAAGCUCGUCUACAGGAGAGGCGGAGCCCUGCCCCCCGCCCGGCCGCCCAAGGACGCCUCCCCGGCCUCAGUUUCGCACAGAGGCCCUGCGCUCUCGCCCUGGGAGAGGUACACCGACCCCGUCGCCGGAUAGGUCAGCUGCAGGUUACUGCACUCCGUCACUUGUACAGUGUACUUAAUAAUCGUACUUAAAAAGGUUUUUGCAUUCAUUCUUGCAUUUGUUUAGUGCUUGAAAUCUAUGAGACUUUCAGAACACAAAAUAUUUUGUCAACAAGCUUUUUUGAAUCUGCUUCCCCAUAUUCGUAAUUUCUUCCUUAGAGAGACGUUCACGAAUCGCAUAAUCUCUAUAGCAAUACGGAAAAAAGUAAACCGUUCUUUGUUGGGAGAGAAUGUAAUUCCUUCAAGUCAUAUAUAGUGUGAAUAUUGUAUCAAAAUGUUUAUGUGAAGAAGCCU